CAAAGCGUGUCAACGUCCAUCGUUCCGUUUCGUUUUUUUGGUGUUCUCACUACGGUGACUGUGUGUGUGUGUAGCGCAACCAACGUCGAAUCGAUUCCACUUUUCCCGUCAUUUUGCAGGGGAGUGGUGGGUUUUCACCACAGGGAACACGUUCGAACGACUUGAAGACUCUCGUGUAUUCCUUCCUUCCUUUCUGUACGCCAUCUUUUACUCGGUUUCACUUCGUUUACUCCUACAUUCAUUCAUUUACUCACUCUUGGCGUCGCACCGACUCGACCAGGCCAUUGUAUUACGUCUGUCGUCUCCGAUGUCGACCGAUCCUCCCGUUGCACUCGCCUUGGCCUUGCCUCCAUUGUCUCCUACGGCAGACGCCACGCUUCCACACCACCACCGCACCACCAACGACGACGACGAGACGUCCCGUCCUUGGCCAGCCGCAACGUUGGGUACGCAGCUUCCACCACUACCACGACACCACCACAACAACGACACACGUCUCGCUCGUAGUCGCGAACGCAAUCGCGAACACGCGCGACGCACUCGUCUCCGCAAAAAGAUCCAACUCGAACGGUUACAAGCACAAGUGCAGACAUUGCGAGGUGAACGCCACGAUCUUCGGCAACGGAUGGAAGACUGCAGCCUCGCAGCGAUUCUGUGGGGACUCGGAGGACGAGACCGACACCAACGGACGCGACAACUACUGAUGGAAACCAAUAAACCAACGAGUACUACGGUAACGGAUGUUGCUAGUGCUGCUACUAGUACUACUGCUACUGCUACUACGGCAACAACUGCUUCCGCAGUAGAUACAGAGUCCGACGAAACGACGUUCGUCUGGUUGGCGGGGAGCAAGCGGAAACGCUUCGUAGCGGAGGACGGUGCCGAGACUCACACGCAACUAGACCUUGACGAGACACCACCGUCACUGACUACGGAAAGCCUUUCCACCGAGCGCACCACGGGCAAGACCCAAAUCAACUGGAAAACCGGGGUGCAGACGGACCAAUACGGCUCGCAAACGCAACUUACCCCCUACCAAUUGGAAUCCUUACGACGCGAACGCAACCGCCGGCACGCCAAAAUGACACGCGAUCGCAAAAAGUGUUUCGUUGUCACGACGGAAAAGGUCGUGGCCGAUCUACAGGCCGAAAAUGCGCGCCUCCGUCAGAUACUCGCCCAGGUCACCACCGAAUCUACCAGUCAUCUUCACGAACGGAAUCACAACCACUCGACUGCCAACACACUCGUCACGCCCGUCACAUCGCCCGACUUGUCCGCCAUCCCAUCGCCAACCGACGACGAAACUUCGGUGUAUUCCGCGACCACUGCCGACGACGGAUCCAUCCUUCCUCGGUCGCCCCAACGUAACCACACUCCCCGCGCCGCCUUUUCGCUCAACGACGACUGACCCGGCAAACGUCGACUCUAGAGUUUGCUCCCGUGGACGCCAAAUCUCCCGAUUGACACACGGAUGCGGACGCAGACGUACCGCUCGGAUCACUCGACUAUCUCUCGCACGUACGCACAACUACACUCACUCCCACUCAUUCCUGCACGAUCGCUUCCUGCCCUAGACUGGAUUGUUUCCGAUAUCUUCUACUACGCCCAUCCUAUUGCCACACGCUUUCGUCGCCGCGCUCUUUCCUCGCAAUGAAAAACGGAACCGGACGAGCGUUCCACCGGGACUGAUCGCGAAGCAGUGCCCGGAUACCCCCGCUAGGCUACCGCCGCACUCUUUCUUGCACGCACGCACGACGGAAUGAUUCCAUUAUUCCUGGUCGCCAUUCGAAACAAACUACCUACUCCGUCAACCCCACUUUUUUCACCGAUUCGUAUCCCAUGACCACGAUCCGCAAGGUUAAACACACUAAUGCUGCACCUAGGAAUCGCCGUUGACAAACAAACUAGAUGCAAAGUACAAGAAAAAGUCUUCUAGGAACUAACGUGUGUACUACUCUAGCGAAAAGACCACGGAAC
This is a messenger RNA of Phaeodactylum tricornutum CCAP 1055/1, 1977 nucleotides long. RefSeq lists its product with no specific name. Bases 308 to 1408 code for a protein of 366 amino acids. Gene Ontology annotation, molecular function: DNA-binding transcription factor activity. The transcript is spliced from 2 exons. NCBI's taxonomy places the organism in Eukaryota, Bacillariophyta, Bacillariophyceae, Surirellales, Neidiaceae. Gene Ontology annotation, biological process: regulation of DNA-templated transcription. The record is from RefSeq and is a predicted model, not a curated record.